AUUCGUGCUCAGGAAACCCGGGUUCUCAGGUGUCCCUAUUGGAUAAUUGCCCCCUUUCCUGCUAUAAUGACGCGUUCAACGGCCCUAGAAGGCAUUUCGAUGCAUCCACCUAACCCGGUGGAAGGGCUCACGUCAAAUCCAGGGCCCCUUACGAGAGUUGAGGAGGUUGAGGGGUGGUAAUGAUGAGUGGCUCCCGAGUCGUCUUAUAUAUAAGAUGAAGGGGCCUAUUCUAGACAGAUAAGCCAGCUGAGAAGGUAUUUUUCUAGUGUCUACUCGCUGGUUCCCUUCGUAUAUUAUUAUCGAAAUGUGGAGGAAUUGUUUGUGGGUUCUCGCCCACUGCUUCUUUUUGGGUUGUGUGUCUGGAAUAGUAGAACCUACCGAAUGUAAACCUGUCUUCUUGACUACGACGGUGUUUGUGUCCACUACCAUAUAUACAUCCGCCCCGUCUAACGUAACAACUGCGCCGUCGAGUUCAAGCGCGCCAUGGGGCAAUAUAACCACGACUGCGGAUUCCAGCAGCGUAGGAACUACAACUAGUAUUCCAUUUGGCAACACUACCACGAGUGGUACAAGCGCGAGUUCUAGCGUAGGAACAACAAGCAGCGCCCCGUUUGUAAAUACGACAAGUGCCACAACUGUGAGUUCCACAUUGGGAACCACCAGUUUUGGCAAUACGACUACAAGCGCUACGACUGUAAGCUCUAGCUUAGGAACUACGAGCAGUAUCCCCUUUGGAAAUACCACUACGAGUUCUGCCACAAGUGCUCUCCCAACGGCGACACCUAGCAACCCUUCCCCGCCGUGGCCGUCCCCCCAAACACCCCCUAAGCCUUUUAGGGGAUUUAAGAAUGCCGUAUAUUUCACGAACUGGGGCGUUAACUCGGGGUUUCAUCCACAGGAGCUACCGGUUUCCGAGCUUACACAUAUCCUAUAUGCCUUUGCCGACAUCGACACAGACGGGACAGUGAAGUCUUCAGACCCAGUCAUAGAUCUUGAUAAGCGCUACCCCGGGGACUCGCACCGGAACUUCACCAAAGAAGUCUACGGCGCCGUGAAACAGCUGUACAUCCACAAGAAAUACAACCGGAACCUCAAGACCAUCCUUUCGGUAGGCGGCUGGAAUUAUUCGCCCAAGUUCGCCGGAGCAGCCGCGACCGAUGCUUCCAGGCACACGUUCGCGGCGUCUGCCGUGAAGCUGGUGACGGACUGGGGCUUCGAUGGAAUCGAUCUGGACUGGGAGUAUCCUGUUAACGAGGUCGAAACGGCGAAUUUCGUCAAGCUCCUGGAGGAGUGCCGGCGUGAGUUCGAUAAAUACUCCCUCUUAAACAGUGUGCGAUAUCAUUUCUCCAUCAGCGUGGCGAGUCCAGCCAGCCCGGUGAACUACGGUAAAUUCGACCUGGUUGCUAUGGAUAGAUACGUGGAUACCUGGAAUUUGAUGUCGUACGACUACUCGGGAAGCUGGGAUACCGUCAGCGGCCACCAAGCGAACGUAUUUGCGUACGGCAGCGCGGCUGCCCCCAAGAAACCCAGCACGGACGAAGCGGUACGACACUACCGGGCGCACGGAAUCGCAUCAGAGAAGAUCCUGAUGGGCCUACCCGUGUACGGCCGCGCCUUCGAGGGCACCGCCGGUCUCGGGCAGAACUACUCGAGCGUCGGAGAAGGGGGGCCGCAACCGGGCGUCUGGUACUACCGAGACCUACCCAAGCCAGGGGCAGAGCAGCUGUGGGACGACGUCGCGAAGGCCACGUACAGCUACGAUCCGAGGACGAGGGAGUUCAUCUCCUACGACGACAUCCGCAGCACGACGUACAAGGCACACUACCUCCAGAGCCAUCGCCUGGGGGGCGCCUUCUUCUGGGAGGCUAGCGGUGACAAGGCGGGUGGCCGGAGCUUGAUCAACACCAUGUCGAAGAACUUGGAUUGGCUGGAUGAGAACUGGAACAACCUUUACUACCCGACCAGCCAGUAUCGCAAUAUAAGACGGGGAAUGCCAGAUGAAUGAAUGGGCUGACUUGUAAUGGUUACCUAGGUCAGGUAGUUACACAGGCCUGCCGACCUAGGUAAGUGUAUGCGGUAUUUGGGAAUGGCGCAGGUCUAUCCUUUAGUAGCCUAUCUAAAACAGUUGUGGUACUGCUUUUCUUCAAAAGGGGGUUACUCCUGAUGGUAGCGUACGUGAGACCUUGUCAGAUAAGGUUCGACACGUUUUGAGGCACAAGUAUCUU
Molecule: messenger RNA, 2225 nt
Organism: Hypoxylon fragiforme
Lineage: Eukaryota; Fungi; Ascomycota; Sordariomycetes; Xylariales; Hypoxylaceae
Product: glycoside hydrolase family 18 protein
Exons: 3
Coding region: 305-2005 (566 amino acids)
Biological process (GO): chitin catabolic process; carbohydrate metabolic process
Cellular component (GO): extracellular region
Molecular function (GO): chitin binding; chitinase activity
Source: RefSeq, a predicted model, not a curated record